Cricetulus griseus (Chinese hamster) is the source of this 5359-nucleotide messenger RNA. The record is from RefSeq and is a predicted model, not a curated record. Lineage: Eukaryota; Metazoa; Chordata; Mammalia; Rodentia; Cricetidae.
ACUACUUAUCCGGUUUCCUGUUCUAGGGAUGAAGACUGGAAUGAAUUCAAUGAUAUUAAUAAGAUCAUCAUCCGUCAGCCUAUUCGUACUGAAUACAAGAUUGCUUUUCCUUACCUGUAUAACAACCUUCCACACCAUGUCCACCUGACCUGGUACCACACUCCUAAUGUUGUAUUCAUCAAGACUGAGGAUCCUGAUUUGCCAGCUUUCUACUUUGAUCCUCUGAUCAACCCAAUCUCUCAUAGACACUCAGUCAAGAGCCAGGAACCAUUGCCUGAUGAUGAUGAGGAAUUUGAACUCCCUGAGUUUGUGGAGCCCUUUCUGAAGGACACACCCCUCUAUACAGACAAUACAGCCAAUGGCAUUGCCCUGCUCUGGGCACCACGGCCCUUUAACCUACGCUCUGGUCGUACCCGCCGGGCCCUGGACAUACCUCUUGUCAAGAACUGGUAUCGGGAGCAUUGUCCUGCUGGGCAGCCUGUGAAGGUGCGAGUCUCCUAUCAGAAGCUGCUUAAGUACUAUGUGCUGAAUGCCCUCAAGCAUCGGCCUCCUAAAGCCCAAAAGAAGAGGUAUCUGUUCCGCUCAUUCAAAGCUACCAAAUUCUUUCAGUCCACAAAGCUAGACUGGGUGGAGGUGGGGCUGCAGGUCUGCCGCCAGGGCUACAACAUGCUCAACCUUCUCAUUCACCGGAAGAACCUCAACUACCUGCACUUGGACUAUAACUUCAACCUGAAGCCUGUCAAGACGCUCACUACCAAGGAAAGAAAAAAAUCUCGUUUUGGGAAUGCGUUCCAUCUGUGUCGGGAAGUACUGCGGUUAACUAAGCUGGUUGUGGAUAGUCAUGUGCAGUACCGCUUGGGCAAUGUGGAUGCCUUCCAGCUGGCAGAUGGAUUGCAGUAUAUAUUUGCCCACGUGGGGCAGUUAACCGGCAUGUAUCGAUACAAAUAUAAACUGAUGAGGCAGAUCCGCAUGUGCAAGGACUUGAAGCAUCUCAUCUAUUACCGAUUCAAUACGGGCCCUGUAGGGAAAGGCCCUGGCUGUGGUUUCUGGGCUGCUGGCUGGCGAGUCUGGCUGUUCUUCAUGCGUGGAAUUACACCUUUGCUAGAGCGAUGGCUGGGCAACCUCCUGGCCCGACAGUUUGAAGGCCGUCACUCAAAGGGGGUAGCAAAGACAGUAACAAAGCAAAGAGUGGAGUCCCAUUUUGACCUUGAGCUUAGGGCAGCUGUGAUGCACGAUAUUCUGGACAUGAUGCCUGAAGGCAUCAAACAGAAUAAGGCCCGAACAAUUCUGCAGCACCUCAGUGAAGCCUGGCGCUGCUGGAAGGCCAACAUUCCCUGGAAGGUCCCAGGCCUGCCAACACCUAUAGAGAAUAUGAUUCUUCGGUAUGUUAAGGCCAAGGCUGAUUGGUGGACCAAUACUGCUCACUACAACCGUGAACGAAUCCGCCGUGGGGCCACUGUAGACAAGACUGUUUGCAAAAAGAACCUGGGCCGCCUCCCCCGCCUGUACCUGAAGGCAGAACAGGAACGGCAGCACAAUUACCUGAAGGAUGGGCCUUACAUUACAGCAGAAGAAGCAGUGGCUGUGUAUACUACCACUGUGCAUUGGUUGGAAAGCCGUAGAUUCUCUCCCAUCCCAUUCCCUCCACUCUCCUACAAGCAUGACACCAAGUUGCUCAUCCUAGCUCUGGAACGCCUCAAGGAAGCUUAUAGUGUGAAGUCUAGGUUAAACCAGUCUCAGAGGGAAGAGCUGGGUCUGAUCGAGCAAGCCUAUGACAACCCCCAUGAGGCUUUGUCCCGCAUCAAGCGUCACCUCCUCACGCAGAGAGCCUUUAAGGAAGUGGGCCUUGAGUUUAUGGAUCUCUAUAGCCACCUGGUGCCAGUGUAUGACGUGGAGCCCCUGGAGAAAAUAACUGAUGCCUACCUGGACCAAUACCUGUGGUAUGAAGCAGAUAAGCGCCGUCUUUUCCCACCCUGGAUCAAGCCUGCCGACACGGAGCCGCCUCCACUGCUCGUUUACAAGUGGUGCCAAGGCAUCAAUAACCUGCAGGAUGUGUGGGAGACCAGUGAGGGCGAGUGCAAUGUCAUGUUGGAGUCCCGCUUUGAGAAGAUGUAUGAAAAGAUUGACUUGACCCUGCUUAAUAGGCUGCUGCGACUCAUUGUGGACCACAACAUAGCUGACUACAUGACAGCCAAGAACAAUGUUGUCAUUAACUAUAAGGACAUGAACCAUACAAACUCAUAUGGGAUCAUCAGAGGCCUGCAGUUUGCCUCUUUCAUUGUACAGUACUAUGGCUUGGUGAUGGAUUUGCUUGUAUUGGGAUUGCACCGGGCCAGUGAGAUGGCUGGGCCUCCUCAGAUGCCAAACGACUUUCUCAGUUUCCAGGACAUAGCCACUGAGGCUGCUCACCCAAUCCGACUCUUCUGUAGAUACAUUGAUCGCAUUCAUAUUUUCUUCAGGUUCACAGCAGAUGAAGCUCGGGAUCUGAUCCAGCGUUACCUGACGGAGCAUCCAGACCCCAAUAAUGAAAACAUUGUUGGCUACAAUAACAAGAAAUGCUGGCCCCGAGAUGCCCGAAUGCGCCUCAUGAAGCAUGAUGUCAACUUGGGUCGGGCAGUGUUCUGGGACAUCAAAAACCGGCUGCCACGAUCAGUGACUACAGUACAAUGGGAGAAUAGCUUUGUGUCUGUGUACAGUAAAGACAACCCCAACCUGCUGUUCAACAUGUGUGGCUUUGAGUGCCGCAUCCUGCCUAAGUGCCGUACCAGCUAUGAAGAAUUCACCCACAAGGAUGGGGUCUGGAACCUUCAGAAUGAGGUUACCAAGGAGCGGACAGCGCAAUGUUUCCUGCGUGUGGACGAUGAGUCGAUGCAACGCUUCCAUAACCGAGUUCGUCAGAUUCUAAUGGCCUCUGGCUCCACCACCUUUACCAAGGUAUGUUGGGCCCUAAGGCUCCAAUUCUCUGCCAUUCUCUGUCUGUCUUUGUCCUUUUCAACUCCUGCUGUGCAUGUGCUCAUCCCCCAGUCUGACCUCAGGUGGUCCAAGCAAACCGAUGUGGGUAUCACACACUUCCGUUCAGGAAUGAGUCAUGAAGAAGACCAACUGAUUCCCAAUUUAUACCGCUACAUACAGCCGUGGGAGAGUGAGUUCAUUGACUCUCAACGGGUCUGGGCUGAGUAUGCACUCAAGAGACAGGAGGCUAUUGCUCAGAACAGACGGCUGACUUUAGAGGAUUUAGAAGAUUCAUGGGAUAGAGGCAUUCCACGGAUCAAUACCCUGUUCCAGAAGGACCGGCACACAUUAGCUUAUGAUAAAGGCUGGCGUGUCCGAACUGACUUCAAGCAGUAUCAGGUUUUGAAGCAAAACCCCUUCUGGUGGACACAUCAGCGGCAUGAUGGCAAGCUCUGGAACCUCAACAACUACCGCACAGAUAUGAUUCAGGCCCUAGGUGGCGUGGAGGGCAUUCUGGAGCACACUCUCUUCAAGGGCACUUACUUCCCUACCUGGGAAGGUCUGUUCUGGGAGAAAGCCAGUGGCUUUGAGGAAUCCAUGAAGUGGAAGAAGCUAACCAAUGCUCAGCGAUCAGGAUUAAACCAGAUUCCUAAUCGUAGAUUCACCCUCUGGUGGUCCCCCACAAUCAAUCGAGCCAAUGUAUAUGUAGGCUUCCAGGUACAGCUGGACUUGACAGGAAUCUUCAUGCAUGGCAAGAUACCCACACUGAAGAUCUCUCUUAUCCAGAUAUUCCGAGCUCACCUGUGGCAGAAGAUCCAUGAGAGCAUCGUGAUGGACUUAUGUCAGGUCUUUGACCAGGAAUUGGAUGCACUGGAAAUUGAGACAGUACAAAAGGAGACAAUCCAUCCCCGAAAAUCCUAUAAGAUGAAUUCUUCCUGUGCUGACAUACUACUCUUUGCUUCCUAUAAGUGGAAUGUCUCCCGGCCCUCACUGCUGGCAGACUCCAAGGAUGUGAUGGACAGCACAACUACACAGAAGUAUUGGAUUGACAUCCAGUUACGAUGGGGAGACUAUGAUUCCCAUGAUAUCGAGCGCUAUGCCCGGGCCAAGUUCCUGGAUUAUACCACAGACAACAUGAGUAUCUACCCUUCUCCCACAGGUGUGCUCAUUGCCAUUGACCUGGCCUAUAAUCUACACAGUGCCUAUGGAAACUGGUUUCCAGGCAGCAAGCCUCUUAUACAGCAGGCUAUGGCCAAGAUCAUGAAGGCAAAUCCUGCCUUGUAUGUAUUACGUGAACGGAUCCGCAAAGGACUGCAGUUGUAUUCAUCUGAGCCCACUGAGCCUUAUCUGUCCUCUCAGAACUAUGGUGAACUCUUCUCUAACCAGAUUAUCUGGUUUGUGGAUGACACCAAUGUCUAUAGAGUGACCAUCCACAAGACCUUUGAGGGGAACUUGACAACCAAACCCAUCAACGGAGCCAUCUUCAUCUUUAACCCACGUACGGGGCAGCUUUUCCUCAAGAUAAUCCAUACAUCUGUGUGGGCUGGACAGAAGCGUUUGGGUCAGGUAAGAACACACAUAAUGAACAAUAAGUUUAAAAAACAGUGCCAUAUUGCAGGGUACCUAUAUGGGGUGAGUCCUCCAGAUAACCCUCAGGUGAAGGAGAUCCGCUGUAUUGUGAUGGUGCCUCAGUGGGGCACUCACCAGACUGUGCACCUUCCCAGCCAGCUGCCCCAGCAUGAGUACCUCAAGGAGAUGGAACCCUUAGGUUGGAUCCACACUCAACCCAAUGAGUCUCCCCAGCUAUCACCCCAAGAUGUCACCACUCAUGCCAAGAUCAUGGCUGACAACCCAUCUUGGGAUGGCGAGAAGACAAUUAUCAUCACCUGCAGCUUCACCCCAGGCUCCUGCACACUGACAGCCUACAAGUUGACCCCCAGUGGCUAUGAGUGGGGCCGACAGAACACUGACAAAGGCAACAACCCCAAAGGCUACCUGCCCUCACACUAUGAGAGGGUCCAGAUGCUCCUCUCAGACCGAUUCCUCGGCUUCUUUAUGGUUCCUGCCCAGUCCUCCUGGAAUUACAACUUUAUGGGUGUUCGGCAUGAUCCAAACAUGAAAUAUGAGCUGCAGCUGGCAAACCCCAAGGAAUUCUAUCAUGAGGUCCAUAGGCCCUCCCACUUCCUCAACUUUGCCCUCCUGCAGGAGGGUGAGGUCUACUCUGCAGACAGAGAGGACCUCUACGCCUAGUUAUUUUCUUGCUUCCUUCUGCUUCGGAUUCCCCAAAGGCUGGAGCCCAUAGACAAGCUGCUGACAUUCAGCAGCCUGGCCCCUUUUGUGUUUUGUGUUUGUGUUGUUGAUAGACUGUAAUCCUGAACAAAAUGUAAUAAAUUUUGUAUAAAUAGGA